CGCUUCCUGCAACGAGUCGGCCUAGCAGGAAUCAAGCAGGAAUUGAAUAAGUGAUGUGUUUGUGGCUGCCUAACCUCAGUGUUAUCGAUUCGUCAUAUAAAUGCUAGGCAGGAACCUGCUGAAAGCCUGUGUAAUUGAAAUAAUACUGUUUAGUGACGUGAUGUGAUCAAAAUUAUUCGAUUGUCCUACUAUAAGGCGCAAUUCAAUUCAUGAAAGGGAUAAUAUAGUGAAUGAAAACGGGUAGGUAUUUAUUGAUAGCGAACUUGGCAACAGUGUCGAAAAGAGCAAGGACUUCAUCUGGGCAGCAUAAUUUAUAAGCAUGUGUAACACAGUUUAAAUGUUUCGUUUCAGUCAGUGCACAGCUGAUCAGUGUUUACUCUUGUGAUAAAUGAGAUCAAAAAGUAUCUAGCGAUCGUCUUAUUUGAACUACGAAAUCGAAAAAAUUCCGCAUGGCAAAGAUGUUGGAAAAUUCUCCCAACGCCGUUUUGGAUAAAUCUUUGAUUCAGCACUAUCUGACCCUACCCAUUCCUGAUGGGAAAUGUCAGGCUACCUACAUCUGGAUAGAUGGAUCAGGCGAGAAUGUCAGAAGUAAAACCAGAACACUGGAUGCGGUCCCUACUAGACCAGAAGAGCUGCCGAUCUGGAACUUCGAUGGUAGUUCCACCAAGCAAGCAGAAGGCUCUAACUCUGAUGUCUAUCUGAUGCCGAUCGCCAUUUUCAAUGACCCCUUCCUCAGAGGCAACAACAGGCUAAUCCUCUGCGAUACAUAUAAAUACAACAAAAAGCCCACGGAUACCAAUCAUCGGGUGACGUGUCUCCAAGCCAUGGACGCCGCCAAGGCCACCCAGCCGUGGUUCGGCAUCGAGCAGGAGUACACGCUGCUGGACAUGGACAGGCGGCCCUUGGGGUGGCCCAAGAACGGCUUCCCCGGCCCUCAGGGGCCCUACUACUGCGGCGUCGGCGCGGACAAGGUUUACGCCAGGGACAUCGUCGAGGCGCACUACAGGUGCUGCCUCUACGCCGGCAUCAACUUGUCGGGGACCAAUGCCGAAGUUAUGCCUGCACAGUGGGAAUACCAAGUCGGUCCAUGCGAAGGUAUCGCCAUCGGUGACCAACUCUGGGUGUCCAGAUACAUUCUGCACCGUGUGGCAGAAGAUUUCGGGGUCAUAGUCACGUUCGAUCCAAAACCGAUGGAAGGCGAUUGGAAUGGGGCUGGUGCCCACACCAACUUCUCAACUAAAGCCAUGAGGGAAGAGAAUGGCAUAGUUGAAAUAGAGAAGGCUAUUGAUAAACUCAGUAGAAACCACCUCAGGCAUAUCCAGGCCUAUGAUCCUCAUGGGGGCAAAGACAACGAACGUCGUCUCACUGGAAGACAUGAAACAUCAUCUAUCCACGAUUUCAGUGCAGGUGUAGCCAAUCGUGGUGCAAGUGUUCGAAUCCCACGUGGAUGUGCGGAAGAGAAGAAAGGAUACUUGGAAGACAGAAGACCAGCAUCCAAUUGCGAUCCUUACUCAGUAUGCGAAGCUUUAGUGAGAACGUGUAUUCUCAAUGAAUGA
Messenger RNA from Phaedon cochleariae (mustard beetle), 1556 nucleotides. Lineage: Eukaryota; Metazoa; Arthropoda; Insecta; Coleoptera; Chrysomelidae. The record is from the annotation of a GenBank genome assembly.